UUAAUUAGAAAAAUGGCAGCAAUGAAGACGAUUUGUUUGCUAAUUGUUUUGAUAAACACGAUCUCAGGGACAACCAUGCAGAAGGAUUCUGGUCCAAGAAUAAUUGAAGAGAAUGAAGUCCAGAUAUUAACUGAUGAAGACUGGGAUGAACAUCUUUUAAAUUACGAGGUAUACCUUGUUUUGUUCUACAAGAAAGAGUGUAGUGAGUACAAACAAUUUAUAGGAGAAUAUGAAAAAGCAGCUGACUUCUUGAUUAGUACUUAUCCUUACACACCCUUGGCAAAGGUUGACUGUACUCCUGGUACAAAAUCUACAAAAAGUCUUUGUAAAAAGAGAAAUCAGGACAAACUACCAAUUAUUCGAAUAUACAGAGAGGAGACGUAUUUAUCCGAUUACACUGGACGGAUUGAAAACAAAACUCUUAUCAAUUUUGUAAACCUAAUUCGAGGACCCUCGGUGCAGAAUAUUGAAAGUGAAGCGGAACUUGAUGAAGUUUUUAAUAACUCUACAAAUAAUGUUUUCAUCAGCUUAGCUGGAGGCAAAUAUAAAUAUCUGCAAUCAAGUUUCAUGAAAAUAGGGGACAAAAUGCAUAAAUAUGGAAUAAAGUUCUUCAAUGCUGUUGAUCCAAAAAACCACAAGGAAUACAUACAGUACUAUGGUAGAAUUCUAAUGGUGAAACCGAACCACCUCAGAACUCAUCUUGAAAACAAAAUUCAAGUAUUUUGUGGAAAAGGGAAAACGGAAAAAGAUCUUGAAAUAUGGAUAAAGAAAACAUACAAGGGAUAUGUUGGAGAAAGAACAAGUUUAAAUAAACGUCUUUUUGAUAAGAACUACACAGUUGUAAUAUACUCUUCCCUUGGUUUAGAUUCACGAAGCCAGAUAAAAAAUAUUCAGUAUAUAAUGAAUCGCGCUGUCAGCUUAGUAAUGGAAUUGGAGAACAAUAUUACGGAAAAGAGCGAAGAGAAUGGGAUCCAUAUUGAUUUCGGCAAGAUGGAAAGUUUAGAGUCAAACACAAAAAAUGGAAAAUCUGAUGACGUUAUGGAAAAUCUGAUAGCUGAUAAGUUUGAUGGUAUCACCAUUUUGGCUGAUAAACGAGAUAAAGCAACAAAAUUAACUGAUCAACUAGAUUUAGCAAUAUGCGAAAAAGAAGAUUAUAGUCGUGAACUUAAACUUUGCGGAUAUAGAGCAAAUGAAGUCAGCAGUAACGCUAUUCUAGUCUGUGCUCUGGAUCUUGAAGGAAACUAUUUUCCUCUUCGCGGAACUUUUUCACGGCUUUCUCUUCAAAACUUUAUUGGAGACCUUCUUUCCUCUCAAGUGCUUCCUUAACUAAAGGAAGGGGAACCUGAUGGAGUUCCAUUGGGUCGCUUUCUUCAUCAGAAAAGUUUCUGCAAAACCCUUCAAGUGAUUUUUCGGAAAGUUUCUAAUCAUCAUUCUUCAGGGUGUUCAAACAAACAUAGCUAGCGAUUCAGUGAUGAUGUCGUCUUUGAUAAGAAUUUUUUUUCUAAACAUUACUAGAAUAUACAAGAACCUUAUUAACUGUUUUGAUAUUUAUUUUUCCCUAUUUACAAAAAAAACAGUACCUGUACAAUCAAGUAUCGUUUAAUGAAAAAAAAUCCUCUUACCAUAUACACUAUACACUAAAUAAAAAAUAACUAUUGUUAUUAUUGUAAAAUCCUAUUCAAAUAUAAGAUAACAGUUCUUUAAUAUGAUCCAAAAAUGUCAAAAAAAUAAGUGCAACAGUUGUAGUUGUUUUAUUAUUUGUAUUUUGCGGAUUUUUUUGUUCAAAUUUGCGAUUUUUCAAAAUAAUGAAUACAGGGGAAAUUGGUUUCAAAGCUAACACUUGGCCCAUUACUAACAAUGAGUGUAAGGAAUGAUUUUUGUCUUCAUUUUCGAACAUAUUCCUAUUUGGAAAAAAUUACCGCAAUUCAGUUCAUUUCGCGUUAUUGAAACAUAUCCGGGUUUGGGACAACUAUCAUAUCAAUGUCGAUUUUAAAGCCACACUAACGUAACAAACAACUGAUUUUUUUUUAUAAUGUAAAAUAAAAAACAAAAUAUAAAAAAAGCA
Molecule: messenger RNA, 2065 nt
Organism: Eurytemora carolleeae
Lineage: Eukaryota; Metazoa; Arthropoda; Copepoda; Calanoida; Temoridae
Product: protein disulfide-isomerase A4
Exons: 18
Coding region: 13-1326 (437 amino acids)
Biological process (GO): protein folding; response to endoplasmic reticulum stress
Cellular component (GO): endoplasmic reticulum
Molecular function (GO): protein disulfide isomerase activity
Source: RefSeq, a predicted model, not a curated record